CUACCGAAAAAUUCCUCAGCACCUUUUCCCGUGCUCCCUCUGUAUUUGUCUUGUAUGAGAUUGAAUACCGUACAUUUCUAAACAUUUGAAACGACUGUCCAAUGUACCGCUAGUAAAUGAGUGCAGACGACAUGUAAUAUGGAUAUGCAGAAAACCGAAAACUGGCUUUCUUACCAGUCUUUGAAUAUUUGAACGGUCAGACAACCUGUCAAGCGUAGACAGUCAAGGAGCACAAGUUGGAUGUUUUGCUAUCCGUGAGAGCGCACGAGAAGUUGGCCGGCAAAGUUCAGAAAAUCAUCGGACACCGCUUUUAUCACCACAGACACAAACUUCGUCACCACCAACAUGCUACUUCCGUGGGCAUCAUGUCGCAAACCUUGUAGAACUACCCUUUAACACGGUGAAAACUGUGUGCGAUAGCGAACUAACGGGAGUCUGUCUCGCAACCAGGAUUUCUCCAGACGUUGGGCUGCUUGAGAAGAAGCGAGAUGCUGAACGUUCCAUCCCAGUCCUUCCCCGCUGUGGGCUCCCAACAGCGUGUGGCACCAGCCGGGCAGUCAAGGAACAAGGUGGCCUUGAAGCCAGGCCACAGUUUGAUGGACUGGAUCCGGCUGACCAAAAGUGGACGGGACAUGACGGGGCUCAGGGGCCGCCUGAUCGAGGUCACAGAAGAGGAGCUACGCAAACACAACACCAAGAACGACUGCUGGACAAGUAUCAGAGGUAUGGUGUACAACAUCACAGCCUAUAUGGAUUUCCACCCUGGUGGUGAAGAGGAGUUGAUGCGGGCAGCGGGCAUCGAUGGUACCGACCUCUUUGACCAGGUGCAUCGCUGGGUAAACUAUGAGUCGAUGUUGAAGGAGUGCCUGGUAGGGAGAAUGGCCACCAAGGUCACCGUGGUAACCAAAGCUCCAUCUGAGAAAGAGGAGAAGAAGACAACAGUGAAUGGUCUGGCGCCCCCAUCUCUCCCCCCUCCUGCGUCUCUGGGGCCUGCUGCUGGCCCUCCGCCCCCCAAAGACACGCGGCCUCGCUAUGACUGGUUCCAGACAGAUGCUACGGUCAAUAUUGUGGUCUACACCAAGAGGAAGCUUCCUGCUGUGGGCAGUGCCGUGGUGGACCUCCACAAUGGAGCCCUGCGCAUCGAGGUUGUCCUGGGGAAGCUGUCAUAUCUCCUCCACUGGUGUCUGCCUCAUGAAGUGGAGGAGCGCGUUGGCGUGCACACAGCCAGUGCGGUGGGGAAGAUCCAGGUGGUGGUGUGGAAGAAGGCCAAGAGCAAGUGGACCGAGCUUGGGGAGCACCUGGAUGCACACAACACCUUCGAGCGCAGGAGGGACCGCGGGGUGUUCUACCGCCAGUGUGUUCUGGUGUCCAAGACAGAGGUGACCCACGAUACCAGACUCCUCACCCUCCGCCUGGCCCCCAGUACACACAUGCACGUGCCAGUUGGCACACACGUCUACCUCAAAGGCACACUCGCAGAUAGUGAGGUGGUGAAGCCGUAUACUCCAGUGGACUCCGCCCUGCUGCCUGAAGCUCCGCCCACUGAGGGCAGUGAGGCGUCUCAUCUCUUCCUGAUGGUCAAGAUCUACCCCGACGGAGCUCUCACACCCCACCUCGACACGCUCAACAUAGGUGAGGCGGUGUGUGUGAGCAGUCCUGAGGGUCCCUUCAGUCUGCGGCUGCUGCGUGGCGUCACACACCUCUACCUGCUGGCUGCCGGCACCGGAUUCACACCUAUGGCCCGCCUCAUCCGCCACGCACUCACAGACCUGCCCACACUCAGGAAAAGUAAGCUGAUGUUCUUCAACCGGAAGGAGGGAGACAUCCUCUGGCUAACACAACUGGACCAGCUGGCUGUCAAAGAAAACAGGUUUGAGGUGGAGUAUGUGCUCUCGGAGCCAUCUGAUUCGUGGACGGGCCAGAGGGGGCGGAUCCAAGCCUCCAUGCUCACAGACUUCCUGGUUCGGCCCGAGGAUUCCAAAUGCCUGGUGUGUGUGUGCGGACCCACCGCCUUCACCGAGCUCGCUGUCAGGUUGAUAAAGGAGCUGAACUUCAGUGAUGAAGAGAUACAUGCCUUCCAAGGCUGAGACGUGCCUGCGUUCGUGCGUGCGUGCGUGAGAGUGCGUGUGUGAGAGUGUGAGAGUGCAUGUGUGUGAGAGUGUGUGUGUAUGCGUGUGCGUGUACUGUACUGUACGGAGGAAGGACUGUACGGAGGAAGGAACGCACUUUGGAAGGAAUGGCUAAAAGGACUUGGUCACUAUGCACAAAGCACUGCCGUUAUGCUCCCACUCUCGUCUUGCAUUGUCUAAUUUAAGCCUCCAUUUAAACCUCCAUAGGCCAUGUUAGUCCAAGUGUGCGUGCGUGAGAGAGAGGAGAGAGAAAGAGAGAGAGAGAGAGAGAGAGAGAGAGAGAUUAGACCUUUAGACCAGCAUUUCAGUGUGUCCCUGAACUCUGAACUCCUUCAUUAAUUUCAGCGUGUCCCUGAACUCCCUCAUUAAGACUGGGAAGUGUGGGUGUGUGUUUGUGCGCUCGCGUGCGUUUUUGCACGUGUCAAAUCUAUUUAGCAUGCCUCACCUAUGGCCAGCACCCUGUCAUCUAUGCCAAGCCAAUGAUUCCCCUCUGCCUGCCUCUCUAAACAUUUCGCAUCACUGCUCCCUUGGUGGAUGCUGUCAGUGUAUCCUUGGCUGCAUAUGGAAGCGAUAGGCAGAGCAGAGCUAAUCCUCUAGGUGGAGGAUGCAUAUCUAUCUAUCUGCCUGCCUGCCUGACGGAUGGUCAUGCAAGUGUGAUUCAUGAUAAUGUCACUGUGUGUGUCCUUUUUGUGGGUGUGUGUGGGCGUCUUUGUUAGUUAGUGGGAGUGGUUAAUAUAUCACACUGGCAUGAUACACACGCGCACACACACACAGACACACAGACACACAGACAGAUAGACAGACAGACAGAGGAGGAAAUUGAGAGAGCAGCUCGAAAUUACCAUUUUUUCUGGUUUUACUACAAAACUAUGUAAAGGCAUUUGGCAUAUUUUUCAGUAAAAUCAUGAACAUUGUUUCAUUCUAUAAAUCACUGACAUUUCCUCAGAAUUGCGAAUGAAAACAUUGUCAUUUAGGUCAAAAUAACACAAUAUAAUAUUUUAACUCAGCAAGAGUUCAGAAAUAAAUAUUUGGUGGAAUAACCCUGGAUUUUUGUCACAGCUUUCAUGCACCUUGGCAUGCUCUCCACCAGUCUUUCACAUCUUUCUUGGAUGACUUAAUUCCAAUCCCGGUGCAAAGAUUCAAAUUACUGAGCUUUGUUUGAUGGCUUGUGAUCACCUCUCCUCCUUUUGAUCACAUUUGAGGGGUUUUCCAUGGGACUCAGGACUGGAGAUUGGGCUGUCCAUGACAGGGUCCUGGUCUGGUGGUCCUCCUUCCACACACUAAUUGACCAAGCUGCGUGGUGUGCUGAGAUGCACUGAGGUUACUGAGAUGAGCAGCAUUAAAGUGGGGAUAUACUGUGUUUGUAUGUAUAGGCUAUAUAUACUGUCUCUCUAAUCUAUAUAUACAGUCCCAGGAAAAAGUUUGUACACCCUUUGAAAUUUCUUACAUUUCUGUCAAAAUUGGUCAUAAAGCAUGGUCUGAUCUUCCCGGAAAUCACAAGAAGGAAUAUUCAGAGUCUGCUUUAACUAAUUCAACCCAAACAUUUGCAAGUUUACAUAUUU
This is a messenger RNA of Engraulis encrasicolus (European anchovy), 3691 nucleotides long. Its product is annotated as cytochrome b5 reductase 4. Lineage: Eukaryota; Metazoa; Chordata; Actinopteri; Clupeiformes; Engraulidae. The record is from RefSeq and is a predicted model, not a curated record. The coding region runs from base 489 to 2087 and encodes 532 amino acids. Gene Ontology annotation, biological process: generation of precursor metabolites and energy; superoxide metabolic process. The transcript has 16 exons. Gene Ontology annotation, cellular component: endoplasmic reticulum. Gene Ontology annotation, molecular function: heme binding; FAD binding; cytochrome-b5 reductase activity, acting on NAD(P)H.